AUGCUCGACUUGAAAGACCACAGUCUAAUACAAUAUCAGAGUGUUCAUAUCUCCUACCCUUUUGUAGAUAUUUUUGGGGAUGGCUAUUCCAGUUUUCAAUACCAAGAAUACAUCCUCUUAACAUCUACAAGCACAAUCGGUCUCGCAGGAACUGCAGCGUACGGCACAAUUCCUGUUCCAGCUGUUUUCAACCCAGAUUUGCAGGCAUAUAAAUAUGUCCACUCUCACUCACACGAUAUUAUCGUGGAGGCUUUUGCUGUCAACACUACCUUCCCAACUCGGAUUGCAAAAACUAGAUUCUCGCCAUUGGAAGAAGAAGGACGUUGGCCUCUUGCCUUGUAAGUUCCCUUUCUUAUCUCAACGGAGAAUAUAAAAUAACAUUGAAAUCCAGCUACAAAAACGCAACCAAUCAACCAGCAUUCACAAACCCAGCCAUAGGGUGCGACAACCAAAUCCUGUUCUACAACACCACUCUCUCGACUGGCACCAACGAGCCUGUUCACAUCAAGGGAGACAUCGGGAUUGCAGCUCCUUAUUUCCUGGGAGGAGCCAAGUUCAAAAAUGUGUAUGGUAUUAAAGUUGACGUUGCUUUUAUUGAGAAUAAUAUGGUUCCUUGUCAGGAUUUGAAGGGGUAUCAUGGAACUGGACCGGGAGAUUCUGGGGCUUAGUGUUGAGGUGCUGGGGAAUUGGGGGGACUGUUGGGUCUAAUAAUUUGAUUAUGCAAUUUUUGGAUACCUACUAGAAAGUUGAGAAAAGUAAUCAUGGACUUGGAUAACAGUCCCUAAAGGCAUCUUGAUAUUUUCGAUUCCAUUGUUGCUUAGCCCCCACUACACAAUUUCCCCAUUUUGAUGCAAACUUGGGUGUCUAUCAACACACGAUUGGAGUUUGACCGCAGCUCCGGG
This is a messenger RNA of Hymenoscyphus albidus, 902 nucleotides long. The record is from the annotation of a GenBank genome assembly. Lineage: Eukaryota; Fungi; Ascomycota; Leotiomycetes; Helotiales; Helotiaceae.